Raphanus sativus (radish) is the source of this 1069-nucleotide messenger RNA. RefSeq names its product 60S ribosomal protein L7-1. Gene Ontology annotation, cellular component: cytosolic large ribosomal subunit. The record is from RefSeq and is a predicted model, not a curated record. NCBI's taxonomy places the organism in Eukaryota, Viridiplantae, Streptophyta, Magnoliopsida, Brassicales, Brassicaceae. Gene Ontology annotation, biological process: maturation of LSU-rRNA from tricistronic rRNA transcript (SSU-rRNA, 5.8S rRNA, LSU-rRNA). Gene Ontology annotation, molecular function: RNA binding; structural constituent of ribosome. The transcript has 6 exons. Bases 159 to 953 code for a protein of 264 amino acids.
ACCAUAAAUAAUGGGCUUAGAGCCUAGAAUUGUAUAGGGUAGGCUCAGACCGUAACUAGGUCUGGUGUGAGUUAAGUUGAUAAACCCUAGAAAUCUCAAUCAGUCAGCUUCUCGGCCAACUUCGAUUGCUUCGUCGCCACUGAGAGAAAUAAAUAACAAUGGCUGAAGAAGAAGCUAAGGCGAUGGCUGUAGAAGAAACUAAAGUGAUGGCUGAAGAAGAACCUAAGGGGUUAGACUACAUACCUGAGGUUAUACUGAAGAAGAGGAAGAAGAGAGAUGAGCUUGCCUUUAUCAGGAAGAAACAGCUUGAGCUUGGAAACUUGGGCAAGAAGAAGAAGAAGAAAGUUGCUGAUAUCAAACGUCCUGAAGAUUUUGUCUUAGAGUACAGAGCUAAGGAAGUAGAUCUUAUCAGGAUGAAGCAAAGGGUUAAGAGGCCAAAGUCAUCUCCUCCACCAAUCAAUUCUAACCUUGUCUUCAUCAUACGCAUACAAGGGAAGAAUGAUAUGCACCCAAAGACCAAGAAGGUUCUUAACAGUAUGCAACUAAGAAGCACUUUCACUGGUGUCUUUGCCAAAGCAACUGACGGUUUGUUUCAAAAGCUUCUCAAAGUUCAGCCUUACGUUACCUACGGAUAUCCGAGUGAUAAGAGCGUUAAGGACCUCAUAUUCAAAAAGGGAUACACAAUCAUACAAGGCAACCCUGUUCCUCUUACAGACAACAACAUAAUCGAACAGGCUCUAGGAGAGCACGAAAUCUUCUGCAUAGAAGACCUUGUGAAUGAGAUCUCAAGGGUCGGUGUUCAUUUCAGACAAGUUAUGAGAUUCUUGGGACCUUUGAAACUCAACAAGCCUGAGGCUGGUGUCUUGCAUGGGAAGAAACAGGUUUUCAGUGAAGGAGGUGAUACAGGAAACCGUGAAGAUAAGAUCAACGAUCUCAUCAUCAAAAUGAACUAGAGGAAGCCUGUUACUUACUAUGUUUUUCUUUUUUUUUAGAAAAAUCUGUAUUGAGACUUUUUUUUUUUUGAAAAACGCGAUUAAAAUAGGAAAAUCAUUCCCCAGUUUGAUUCUGA